Molecule: messenger RNA, 534 nt
Organism: Rhizophagus irregularis DAOM 181602=DAOM 197198
Lineage: Eukaryota; Fungi; Glomeromycota; Glomeromycetes; Glomerales; Glomeraceae
Source: RefSeq, a predicted model, not a curated record
AUGGCCUAUGUUGGCCAAUUACAAUCGUAUAACAAUAUACUUAGUCAGGAAAACGACGGCUUGCGUCACCGACAUUCAUCUGACCUUCAAGAUAUCGAAUUUGAAGAGGAUCAACGACCAACAAAGCGUAGGAAAGGAAAAAAUCUUGUGCGCGAUUCUGAAGAUGAAAUGGAAGUAGAUGAAGAAGAAGCUAGGGCCGAGAUGAAGACGAUUCUAAAAACUUUUUUAAUUGAACUAGAAUUAAAAUACGAUGAAAAGUUUACCAGUGAGUUAAAUGAUGAAAUUCUUCAACAGGUUAUACCUCAACUAAUUGAAGCGAUGAAGCCAAGGUAUACUCCACGAUACAGGCAAGUCAAGUCUUGGCUCUUCGCUUUACAUAAAUAUCGCAGAGUGCGCUUGUUAUAUAAACAAUGCGGCACUUUAAACAAAGAUAAUCGCUGUUUACAUCGAAAUAAUCGGUUAAAUGAGUAUUCUGAAUCGGAUGAAGAGCAACCAGAUGGUAAAAGACAUAUCAAUAUUUAUAAUCUGUCUUGA